UUUCUUCAUCUUCUUGAAAAAGUUAAAAUUCACAAACAAAAAAAAAUAAUCAUUUUUUUCUUCCUUAAUCUAAUCACUAAUCUUAAGCAGCAGAAAUAAAGGAGACCCACUAAGCGUGCUCUAAAAAGAAUCCCCAUUAAUUUUUUUUUUUUAUUUUAUUUCUAUGCAAAAAUAAAUUAAAAGGAUGUGGGUAUUUUUCUGCUAUUUCAGUUUCUGGGUAACAACCACAAUCACACUCUAGAGGAAUUUAGUGGUCAGUAAUUAAAAAAUAUUCAUCUGGGUAAUUUUAUUUUUGGUUGAUUUAAAAUUUGUGAGAAAAAAAUGAGUGAAAAUAGUCCAAAAUUGUUGGAUUUAAUAAAUGGAAAUCAUAAAAAUUCAGAAAAAAUAUAUGGGUUAUCAUCUUCAUCUUCAUCAUGUAAUGAAGAGAACAAGCUAGAACUAAGGUUGGGAUUACCAGGUGAUAAUGGAAAUUGGUCAGCCAAACAAGGCCUUAAAUCUAGAGAGAGAGAGGAAUCACUUCUCUCUCUAGGAUACUUCAAUGGUGGUGUGAUCAGGUGUGGUAAGGAGCAGAAUCAUAAACUAUGGACAACAUCAUCAUCAACAACAACAACAACACCAACAACAACAACUACAAGUAAUUCUGCAUUUCUGCAAAAUCAUCAUCAAGAAAAACAGCAGUACCAAACAUGCCCUAAACAAGCUAAUGGUUUGACUGUCAUGGUAAAAGAUUCAUCACAGCCCUGUUGCACUAGAAUAGCAGAGUUACAGUCUGCAGAAAAGAAGGCAUUUUCACCCUCUUCUGCUCUUACAGCUGUGCCCAACACUUCUCAGAAAAGAGCUGCUCCUACUCCAGUUGUGGGUUGGCCUCCAAUUCGAUCGUUUCGAAAGAACCUUGCUAGCAGUAGCUCAGGAAAAUCGGUUCCAGAACCUCAGAGUGCGAUCCCAAGUAAGCCUGUGAAUGAAAAACCAGUUAAGGACAAUUCACACAAGGGUCUAUUUGUGAAGAUUAAUAUGGAUGGUGUACCGAUUGGAAGGAAAGUCGAUCUGAGUGUACAUAACAACUAUGACAGCCUCUCGUCGUCUGUUGCUGAGCUUUUCAGAGGGCUUCUUGCAGCUCAAAGAGAUUCUUCUGCUGGUGCGAUUGAUAACAAACAAGAGCAGGAACCUAUUACCGGAUUGUUGGAUGGAAGUGGGGAAUAUACUUUGGUGUAUGAGGAUAACGAAGGAGACAGGAUGCUUGUUGGUGAUGUCCCAUGGCACAUGUUUGUAUCCACUGUAAAGAGGUUACGUGUAUUGAAGAGUUCCGACCUAUCUACCCUAAGCCGUGGUGUCAAUAAAGAAGGCAAGCUACCGAUUGAGAGUCCAUCCAAGUGAAGAGCAGCAAAAUGCUAUUUGUUCCUAAAUUGAGUUGAGGAUUGGAGUCCAUUUUUCUGUGUUUAAGUAACUUAGUUCAGUUCUUGCUUGCUGAAACAACAAAUUGUUCGAACUCAGAGCAAAAGAUGUGUAUUCGGUCUAAUCAUCCAAUUCGCCUAUGUAAAAGAAGAUAAGCUAAACUGAUGGUUUUGUUUUAGAUAUGUUUUCUUCAAUGAUAUAACUCUUUUGAAAACUCGAGUUGUUGCCUUGUGCUUGUUUGUUCUUAUGUUGUGUUCUGAUUUUUGGCACUUGCUACUGAGAGGAGUAAUUGAUGUUAUGAGCUAGACGAACUAGGAAAUGUCUUACUUACAAAGUAGAGCUUCAUAAUUGAAGCAUUUCUGUUUGGUUUGAACUUUACGGAGUACUUUAUAUUUUGACAAUGCAA
This is a messenger RNA of Chenopodium quinoa (quinoa), 1798 nucleotides long. Its product is annotated as auxin-responsive protein IAA26-like. Gene Ontology annotation, molecular function: protein binding. The transcript is spliced from 7 exons. Gene Ontology annotation, cellular component: nucleus. Lineage: Eukaryota; Viridiplantae; Streptophyta; Magnoliopsida; Caryophyllales; Amaranthaceae. Gene Ontology annotation, biological process: regulation of DNA-templated transcription. The record is from RefSeq and is a predicted model, not a curated record. Bases 322 to 1374 code for a protein of 350 amino acids.